Messenger RNA from Myxocyprinus asiaticus (Chinese sucker), 2138 nucleotides. Its product is annotated as ribosome biogenesis protein C1orf109 homolog. Lineage: Eukaryota; Metazoa; Chordata; Actinopteri; Cypriniformes; Catostomidae. Gene Ontology annotation, cellular component: nucleus; cytoplasm. The record is from RefSeq and is a predicted model, not a curated record. Bases 240 to 848 code for a protein of 202 amino acids. The transcript has 4 exons.
GCCGCUAUCACAUGUGUAUUUACAUUGGCAACGGAACGAUUUCAUAACAUCUUACUGACUUGUUUUUGCGUUUUGUUAGGAAAAAAAAAAAUACAAUUUAAGAUUAAAAUUGGGUGUGCAUCAUUAGAGUUAUACCUUUAUGUAGAUAUAUUUCAUAAUUAUAUUGCGUGAAGGCGCUUUAUAAAAGCGACGUACAGAGUUUUAAUGUGGUUGUGAAGGAUUAAAAAAAAAUAAAAAAAAUGUCUAAUCCAGUUUUAGUGUCGUUGCAUCAGCAACUCAAAACAUGCUUUGAGGUUUUGAAAGUUAAUAAAAACGUUUGGAAAAGUGUAUUAGCCGAGUGUAUACCUCUAAUAAGCUCUCUCGGAAACCUCGCAGUGCAGCUGAAGGCACUGAAAAACGUUCAGCUUGCAAACACACCACUUGCCAAAUUCCCUAGUUUACAAGAACGCCUUCAUUUCAAACUGUCACUUGCUGUGGAUUCAGUUCUGGGAAAACUAGCUGAGAAAACGAAUGCUCUUCAGACAGUGAGGGAUGCCAUCAGUCAACAGGUGUCUGCUGUCUUCCAGUUCUAUGAGAAGAACACAGAGACUCUUGACAUUGCUUGUUGUGUCUCCAGAUCAGCCAUCUGUCCCUCCAUCGCAGACAUGUUAGAAUGGCUUCAAGAUGCAGAUUGCUACUACUCUCUCCAAUUACUGCAGAGAAGGAACCUUCUGCAGAUGUUGAAGCCCACUGACCUUACAUUAAUGGAAACAGCACCAAAAAGAUGGGAAUCUCUACAUUCAUUCAACAGAGAGGAGAGAAUUGCAGAUGCACUGUGCCAAGUAUCCUUCUUUAUGGACCUUGAAUGAAUGUCAGCAUUGUGAUUAUCAGGGAGCCAUUGCUGUGCCAUUGUGCCUGCUGCUGUUCUCAGCAUGGCAACAAAGGAUAAAAGGGUCACCAGACUUUAAAAGAUGCCGAGUAUUACCUAGAUACACUCAACUCAUGCAGUAAAUCUUUUUGCAUGGUAAUGGAGGAAUUCAGUCUCAUCAAUUAUUUUUGUUGUGGGUGCUACCAUAUCAAGGACUGUAUAUCACAAAGCAGACGAGGAACUACCACCCCAUUAUGAUCAACGGGGCCACAGUGGAGAGAGUGGACAGUUUCCGUUAUCCUGGCAUACACAUCGCACACAAUCUGUCAUGGAUCUGCCACAUUAACACCAUGGUGAAGAAGGCCCGUCAGUGUCUUUACCACCUCAGGCACUUAAAGGACUUUAAACUGCCCUCUAUGGUGCUAAAAAAACUUUUACACCUGCACCAUUGAGAGCAUCCUGACAGGAAACAUCACAGUCUGGUUUGGAAACUUUACAAAACAAGAUAGACUGGCUCUACAAAGAGUGGUGCGAUCAGCUGAGCGCAUCACCCACAUCAAACUCCCUGACCUGCAGUCCAUCUACAACAAACGAUGCUGGACCAAAGCCAGGAAGAUCAUGAAAGACCUCAGCCAUCCUAAUAAUGGACUCUUCUCUUUGUUGCGGUCAGGGAAACGCUUCCACUCCCUGAUGGCUAAAACAGAGAGAAAGAGAUGGAGCUUCUUUCCACAGGACAUCCAUGUCCUGAACCAAGGACAACACCAGGACUAGGUUCACUAUUCAACACCACACACUUGAAGCAAUAUACACUCUACAUUAUCAUAUUAUUAUAUAUCAUUAUUAUACAUCAACAACACACCUCUAUAACAUUAGCCUGUUGCAGGUCAACAUACUGCACAAUUGUACUUUACCUUGCACAUGUACAUAUUGCCAGUCAAACUGUUGCUGCUACCACCUCUACAUCUGUCAUUAUGCACUAUUUCAUACUUUGUACAUACAGUAUAUUUCUUCUUUCUCCUAUUUUAUUGUAUUUUGUUUUUUAAUUGUGUUUUUUUACUUCUAUUUCUAUUCCUUAUAUAUAAUUUUAUCGUAAACUGUAAAACUGUGGGGAGAAAAGUCUUCCAAGAAUUUCACUACAUGUCGUACUGUGUAUGGUUAUGUAUGUGACCAAUAAAACUUGAAAUUGAAAUCAGUGUCACUAUAAGAGAGCGGCUCUGUAAAUUACUUAUAGACAAUCUGUUUUGUUUAUUGACUCGUGUUCUGUUUUAAUAAAUGUUAUUAAUGAAAGUUA